This is a messenger RNA of Striga hermonthica, 1080 nucleotides long. NCBI's taxonomy places the organism in Eukaryota, Viridiplantae, Streptophyta, Magnoliopsida, Lamiales, Orobanchaceae. The record is from the annotation of a GenBank genome assembly.
AUGGAGAAAGAUAAAUCCCACAAAGCUGGUGAAGGUGUUGAUAAGUUUUGCGCGCCUGCUGAGAAUGAAGAACCACGAGAUGAUAGCUCACGUCGUAGUAUGUCCUCGGAGGCUGGCACUGCAACUUGCCGAGUUUGUCAAUGUGUCGAACCUGAUAGAAAGGGCAAUGUUGCUCUGGAAUUCUUGGGUAUUUUUCCACCUCCGCGUAACCUCGUGAUUGCCGACGAGGAAUUGAAUCCUAAGAUAUUUGCCUCAGGAAAUACUGAAAACAAUUCCUGUUACAGAAGUGAAUCAAGAGGAUCAGAGUUUGUUGAGUUUAUCAGCCCAAAAGGAGAGGUUUUUAUUUGUAAUGCUGAUGUAGAAUUAGGCUUGGAUAACAGUCAGGAUAGGCUAAUUGAGCUUGGAUGUUCCUGCAAAGGUGACCUUGCUUUAGCACAUUAUGCUUGUGCGCUAAAGUGGUUUAUCAACCAUGGAUCAACUGUUUGCGAAAUCUGUGGAUUCGUGGCAAAUAAUAUAGGAUCUGCCGAUUUAAAAAAGGUUUUAGGUUCUCUGAAAGAAUAUGAAACACUACGAGAAAGAAUUGUUAACGGUCAGCCUAACCCUGCACCAGCCCAGGUAAGUCACAGUGUGGACCCUGAUGCUGUUGCUGCAAUUCGGAUGCAAAGGUUGAGUGAAAUUUCAUUGUGGUUCAAUCCUCAUAACAACAGCUCUGUAGCUGUUUCCCACGUGGUCAGUGAACAACCUUCAACUUCUGUUACAGUCAUGGAAGAAGUACCCCCUGUUGAAAAUACCGCUACUAAGUGGGCUGUGGAGGGUACUGGGAUCCUGCUUGCAACGGGCCUGCUGACUGUCACUCUUGCAUGGCUCCUGGCUCCUCAUGUUGGAAAGAAAGCUGCUAAAAAUGGCCUGCAUAUUCUUCUAGGAGGCGUUUGCGCCUUGACAGUUGUAGUUUUCUUCCGAUUUUUUGCUCUAACCAGAAUCAAGUACGGGCCUGCUCGAUACUGGGCCAUCUUGUUUGUAUUUUGGUUUCUUGUGUUUGGGAUAUGGGCAUCAAGAACACACAAUGCUCAUGCAACGUGA